This is a messenger RNA of Vollenhovia emeryi, 1966 nucleotides long. It is a transcript of the gene HLH54F, whose product is annotated as transcription factor 21. Gene Ontology annotation, molecular function: RNA polymerase II transcription regulatory region sequence-specific DNA binding; protein dimerization activity; DNA-binding transcription factor activity, RNA polymerase II-specific. The transcript is spliced from 3 exons. The record is from RefSeq and is a predicted model, not a curated record. Bases 600 to 1112 code for a protein of 170 amino acids. Gene Ontology annotation, biological process: developmental process; regulation of transcription by RNA polymerase II. Lineage: Eukaryota; Metazoa; Arthropoda; Insecta; Hymenoptera; Formicidae.
UGAGACCGGCGGCUGAUAUUCGAAAGCUCCGCCUGGUUUUCGGCACGUCCCAAAUCUCCGCGUCCCUCCAACGAGCACAUCUUCAUGUCUGUCUCGUCCCAUUCGCGUUGCUCCUCCCUGGUUCAUCUUUCGGCUUCUCCUUCGGGAACAUUGACUAACAAUUAGUUGCACGCCGCGGACGCGACCCGCUGUGACGUUCUACCCUGCCAAUAGACACCCGCGUGAUCGCGAGUAAAAAAAGGAAUAAUCGAUCGCAGGUAUCGAGCAAGUGCAAAUUGUGCCGUUCGGGCGCAAGUGACAAUGACGUUGAUCAACGAUCAAAGUGUGGCCAUUAAGAAAAGAAAAUAAUUUCUAUGCCUCUUUCUACGCAAAGUUACGUCGCGUAACUUUGUACUUUGGUCCUCGGUCUCUAUCUUGAGAGAAUUGGGUUAAUAUUAAUGAGUUAAAAAAAUUAAACAGUGAUUUGCGGCAGCUUGUUAUUUCGGACUUUGUCACUUGUGUUCACUUAUGUCCGAAGUUCCGUGUGAUUAUAAAUAUAUUUCGUUGCGAAUGUGUGUUAAAAUAAACUGAAGUCUCGUGCCUUAAGAAAUCUUUAGAUUAUGAUGCCUCGAAAACGACGCGCCUCGACAUCGUCGUUGGAAGAAUAUCCUUCUGACGAAAAAUACAUGAAGGACGACAUGGACAGUCGUGCUCCGCGAAACGCUGCCAACGCCCGAGAGAGGGCUCGGAUGCGCAUUUUAAGUAAAGCGUUUUGCCGAUUGAAAACGACUCUACCUUGGAUUCCAGCCGAUAGCAAAUUGAGCAAACUGGAUACGCUACGUUUGGCCGCCACGUACAUCGCUCAUCUGCGAGCGGUGCUUCGAGAUGACGGCGAAGCCCACCCUGAAACCACUAAAUCCUUGUCGCUGGCCUUGUCAUGGCCGUUCGCUAUUCAAAGUAACAAUGCAGCCACGCUUAUGAACAACAGUUGCAACGUGUCCUCCUCGACGUCUUCGAGCUGUAAUCAGUAUCGAGGCCAGCAAGCGACUCAUGAUAUCCAAAACUUCCAUCAUUCAGGUCAUCAGGGCGGGUCCGCGCGCCACAAUCAGGAGCAACAGUUCUCUUAUUACUAGCAAAAAAUUCUGACAAUCCGAUCAGAGCCUAACUACAGCGAGCGAUAUCUACGAAGAACGACCACCAGCUGGGUAAAACGACGACGACGACGGUGCUACGUCGUGCCUUAUUUAUUCCAAAGUGCCUUACUCUAGUAUUUAUUGACUUAAUCUUAAUGUAUAAUUACUAUUUGCAUCUUCACUUUUGCGCGACAAGGGAAUGAAGGCUAAUCUACAACGUGUCCUUUGCGCCUAGAAACAUUCCAUUUCCUAGCCAAUAAAUACCUUUACAAAAUUUGGGCAAGUUGAUAAAUUAUGCAAAAUGUUUUUACAUAAAAUAGAAUGUUUCUAGAUGCAGAAAGCACAUUGUAGAUUAGGCUUAAUACUUAUUCAUGACUCGACUGUAUGCAUUUUUGUAUAUCAAAGAAUGUAUAAUCUAUUUUGCACAUUUUAGGAAGAUUCAGUAUAGUAAAAUUAUACACAUAGUAAAAUACAAUCGUAUUUUUGUUUUAUAUUUUAUAAAUAGGAGAAAAACAUUCAGUAAUCUAACGUUCUCGAGUUGUCUUUGUUCGACAUCUUUCGCGAAGGGAUGUUAUACAUUCGCGAAGAUUGUUUCCUUGUCUCACGUACUCACUGCAAUAUCAUAUAAUAUUGUGAUCGUAACUGAUACCAAAGCAUGUUAGUACAAUAAAAUGUCACUAGAAUUUUCAAGAACCUCCCUUGUAUUAUUUAAUGCGAUAUCUUCUACCGAAAGAUGUUAUUCGUUCGCAGAGAGAUUGUCUCACGCACUUGCCGAAUCAUAUAAUAUUGUAAUCAUAAUCGAUACCGAAACAUGUUAACUAGUCCAAUAAAAACGUUUGUAAGAUUUUCAAGAA